Messenger RNA from Acaromyces ingoldii, 1494 nucleotides. RefSeq lists its product as hypothetical. Bases 1 to 1494 code for a protein of 497 amino acids. The transcript is spliced from 2 exons. The record is from RefSeq and is a predicted model, not a curated record. NCBI's taxonomy places the organism in Eukaryota, Fungi, Basidiomycota, Exobasidiomycetes, Exobasidiales, Cryptobasidiaceae.
AUGAAAUUCGCCCUUCUCGGCACGACGUUGCUGGCGCUGUUCCUAACAUCAACGUGCAUUGCAUCAGCUCUGCAGUCCAUUCACGAGGACGGUGGAGGCUACAGCGACAAGCUCGUCAAGCGAUAUCUGAGCGAAAGCUCGUCUGAAAAUUCGCCACCGACGCCACCUCGUCAGGGCCUCGAAAGAGGAAACUCAGAUACUUUUGUGCGGCACAUCAGAGAAGAGCGCAGACAGUCGGCGGACGGACCCUCUCAUCAUCUAAAUUAUGAGAAGACGGACGAUGAGGAAACAGAAUCCGACUCUUGGAGAAAGAAGGGCUAUGAAAGUGUAUGGGGAAACAUUAAAGUCCCGAUGACAAUGUCGAGGGGCAGGAAGCACUUCAAAGAUGCACAAAGCAGUUCCAAUGAGCCCAGCAAAGAAACAAGAAAGCGUUUCAAGAUAGUUCCGAGCGCACACAAGAGAACGUCCACAUCACCGUCUUCUUCUAGAACGCCUUCUGCCUACGCUACCUCAUCUUCUUCGUCGGAAAGGCCAGCCCGUGCUUUUUUCGCUUCUCAUGAUUCCAUGACACAGAGCGUCAGAAACGACUUGGCAUUCGACCCAUGGGAACAGCGGAAGGGCUCUUCAACGGGGUCUUCCGGAACACCAUCCAUCCCACAGGAUGCCACCUCUACCUACUAUGAUACACCAGGCGACACUCAGGUCUCUUCUCACCAUUCAAUGACUAGUGCCGACGACGAGAUUCCAACGGGCGAAUGGAGGCAACGGCAGGACCUGCAAAGAGGCAAGGGAAGGAUGCGGAGCAACGGCAAGAGACAGAACAUUUCAUUUCGUCACUAUUUCGGUGCGAAAGAGCACCACUUCACGGAAGAAGCGGAGCUGACUCCAGAGCAGUUCUCACUUUUGUCGCUUGCAAGGACUCGGCAAGACUUCGAUGAAUUGGCGUCUAAUGUCCUCCAAUUUCCCUUCAAGCUCACCACGGACCAAAAGAAAAAGAUCAAAGAUCAGGGAAAGGUCGAUCCGCAAUUUAAGUAUGAGUUCCGAAAUUUUCGGAAAAACAACAAUUUUAGGGCCAGGAGAAGGAAGAAAACAUGGCAAACAAUGCAGACGCAAGGAUCUUUUGAUGCUCCUGAAUCUUACCAGGGCCUGGAGGACAAGGAGCUCAGAAAGUUGCGCAUUGCUCUGAUGAAUCUGUUGGACGACAUUCACAAGAUACAAAGGCGCGAAAAGCCUUUAAAUCUGGUCGAUGGACAGCGUUUGCGACCUGUCGAUCAAUGGACGCAGGAGGACCUGAAUUGGUGGACAGGAUUCAUCGAAUUCAGGAGAGCGUUCUAUCCCUUACGACAGACUGGGGAACUUUUGAAGGAGAUUGAGUAUUUCUAUACGAAGGGAAAGGGCAUAGGGUUGAGGCCGCCGAACGAGACGAACAAGGGGAAGAAAAUACAAUUUAGACCCGCCAAAGCCUACAAAGAGGCUGACCGCAAAUCAACGUGA